Cloeon dipterum is the source of this 1506-nucleotide messenger RNA. RefSeq names its product protein yellow-like. Bases 110 to 1210 code for a protein of 366 amino acids. The record is from RefSeq and is a predicted model, not a curated record. The transcript is spliced from 5 exons. Lineage: Eukaryota; Metazoa; Arthropoda; Insecta; Ephemeroptera; Baetidae.
AGUAAAAGCGCAAUUUAGACGCUCUCUCACCCUCGACUCGGCAGUGUCUUGGUCUCUUGGCUCAGCUAACACCUGGGGGCCAUUUUUGCUGCAUUUAAGCUCGAGCACAAUGUCUUCAUUCUUUGCUGCCAUCUUUUUGCUUGGCCUUUCCCUUGCCAACGCCGUCAACUUCACAACCGUCUACGAGUGGGACAAACUCGAUUUCGUCUGGCCAUCAGGAGCGGAUAGUUCAAUUGAAGAGAUUAAACGAAAUUUUAAUCCAAAUGAUGUUGAAUUUCAAUACAUGGCUGUUUUUGGAGAAAGGCUGUUUCUGAGCCUUGAAUUGAAAGACGGAAUUCCCGCCACUUUGGUGUGGCUGCCAACGAGCGGCAAGUCGACCUCACCUCCAAAACUUGCUCCUUUUCCUUCCUGGAAUUUACACAAACAAGACAACUGUGAUUCUAUUCAGAAUGCAAAAGGAUUGGAAACGGACCCUGAUGGUCGGUUGUGGGUCGUUGAUGACGGUAGCAGCGAAUGUCCAGGCAAAAUUUGGAUAUUCAACCUUCUCAAGAACGACACAACCGAGCGCGUUCACCAAUUUCCGGACGCGGUCGUCUCUCACUCGUAUACUGGAAGGGAGCUGACCGAUAUCGUGCUUGACAAAACAACGGACGAUCACCUUGCGUACAUCACGGAUUAUUACUCUGAGCACAUCAUCGUUUAUAGCAGAAAAAUGGACAAAUCCUGGUCAGUUAUAACACCAGGGAUGAUGCGUUGGUAUUCCUUGGCCCUCUCUCCUGUCAGGGAAGCGAGACAGUUGUACCUUGGAAGAAUUGAUUCGACAGAACUGUAUUCGGUGUCUGUGUCUGAGCUGAGGAAUGAAGGCGGACGCGCUGCUGUCAAAUUAAUCGGCGAAUGGACUGAAAACCCGUACAGAAUGCUAUUGGACAGCAGCGCCAAUGUCUUGUAUGCUGCCUUUUGGUACCAGAGUUACCUCUCUAAAUGGAAUACUUCGGAGCCCUUUGUUGAGCAGCGGUUCCAUGAGGGCGGAGAACUGGAUGCUGAAUGGCCAUUCACUUUUGCCUUGGACACGAACGGCAUUUUAUGGAUGACGCAGAGAAAUAAUGAAACUGGGGUUGAUAAUAAGCCUAGGAAUAAACUACUCAAGGCUGCAGUCGGCGCGAGAAAAAAUCAAUUCGGCACGCCCACGGACUUGCCAUCGCGUGGCUGACCCUGAGGACGAGAAUAUGCUGGCCUCUUCCAGCCACAUUUCGAUGGACAAUCUCGUUCUCCUGGACAACAAAUAGUCAUCUACUAAGCCUAAUUUAAAAUAAAGCUUUAAGUUUGUUUCGUUUUAAUGAAAAGUUCAUUUAUAAUAACAUAGAAUAAAUAAACAAAACGUUAUGUGCGCUUUUUUGUUUUUUUAACAUAAUAAUUUUUUAUUUUUGAGAAAAAUUCAAAAGGUAUAAUAAAAAUCUGUGUGUCUUGCAUUUUUCCGUAUACAAUGAAACUAUGUUGGUUUUUCUU